CUGCGAACCUUCCCCCCCCUCCUUCCUCAGGUCUCUGGCCCUCCUUUCUGCCGCGAGGAAGAGGAGAAAAGGCAGAGGAGCAGAAGCGAGAGACCCGGGGGUGGGGGGUGAAAUAGAAGGCCUGUGCCCUCAACAAUGAUGGUAGGGACGGCGUCACAUAAGGAGGCGGAAAGAAGCCUGCCCUCCCUCUUUUCCCCUCCACAUGAAGGCGAAGCUAAAAGGAGGGGCGGGGGCGUGACGGACAAAGGCUGCGACGGUCGGAGGUGGAGGCUGCAGGACAGAGCGCCCUGAGGGAUGCCCAAAAAGUUCCAGGGGGAGAACACCAAGUCGGCAGCCGCCCGGGCGAGGAAGGCUGAGGCCAAGGCAGCAGCUGAUGCCAAGAAACAGAAGGAGCUGGAGGAUGCCUUCUGGAAGGACGAGGACAAACACGUCAUGAGGAAAGAGCAGAGGAAGGAGGAGCGGGAGAAGCGCCGGCUGGAGCAAGUGGAGCGCAAGAAGGAGCUCCAGCGCCUCUUGGAAGAGGAGGACGCCAAGCUGAAGGGGAAGAUGCCGAAGCCGGUGCCCCCGGGCAAAGUCACCCGUGCCCAGAUCGACGAGGCUCUACGGAAGGAACAGCAGAAGGAGAAUGGCGAGGCCGGCGAAAAGCAGAAGAGUCACCUUGAAACACCCUUGGAAGAGAACAUCAACCGCAGAGUCCUGGAGGAAGGCGCCAUGGAGGCCAGGACCAUCGAAGAUGCAAUUGCAGUGCUCAGCGUCGCUGACGACCUGGACCGCCACCCCGAGCGCCGGAUGAAAGCUGCCUUCACGGCUUUUGAGGAGGCCAGCCUGCCCCGGCUGAAGCAGGAGAACCCCAACAUGCGCCUCUCCCAGCUGAAGCAGCUCCUCAAGAAAGAGUGGAUGAAGUCCCCCGAGAACCCCAUGAACCAGAGGCACAUGGCGUACAACAGCCAGAAAUGAGACUGGGGAAGCCAGGUGGGGAGGAGGAGAGGCCUUCUCUGCCACCCCACCACCCUCUGCAACCGAACCACCUUCGACAUGAACAGGGCGCCGACGGGAUGGCGACCUCCCUCCCAGCUCCGCUCUUUAAGGAUCAACAAAGGUGCAACUCGUAUAUUUCCCUCCCCUUUUUGCUUUUGUGGACCUCCCCUCCCACCCCGCUGGACUCGCGAGGCUCCCCUCCGCCCCCCCAUCUUAAUUCGGGGCUUCCUGAUCUCCCUGGGGAAGGAGGUCCAAACCGAAACUCGUCCCCGCCUCCCCACAGUUUGACAUGGUGCUGAUUCCACCCCAGAGCCAGAUGGGAUCACCUCUCCCUUCCUCUCUCUCUCUUGUUUGGGAUAACGCCACCAUCAUCACCUGCCCCUCUAUGUAUCUUCUUUUAGCUUAGCAGCGUGUACAUAUGUGGGGGCGCGGGUGUAGCAGAAAGCAGUGCCACGCCCUUGCCUGCCCCCAAACGUGAAGCUCUCUCCUAGACAUCCCCUCUCCCCGCUUGAGGCGGACCUGGUUCUCAUUUUCCAGGGGGCAGGAGAGUGACAGGCCCCUCUCCCUGUCCCUCGUCCUACGCAACAUGCGUUCCCCAUUGCACCCUCCACCUAGAGUCCAAGAAAUCCUCCUUUCCUUGCUGCUGAUGGACCUUGGUGGCCGAAGGCUAAGUAGUGGCUCGAGGACUCUUGUGGGGGGAGGCAUGAGGUUCCCUGUCUUCUGUUUAGGAGCAAAGCAGCAUCCAUUUCACUCCUUUUCAUGCAUUGCUUUUUUUUUUUUGGUAACAUUCUUGCCGUGAAAUCGGUGCACGUCGCUGGGCUUUCUUUUAAUGACGAGGCACCCAAAUUUUUUAAUUUUAAAAUCUGUGGCCAACACAUAACUCUCGUCUACCCUUAGCGCUACCUCGCCCGACAUCCCAUUGCUUGGACAAAUUUGAAAAGACCCACUGCGUGGCGCAACGGUGCCUUUCCAUUCUCGGAGGCUUUUCCGUGACGAGGAACCUCCCCCCCCCUUUCUCUCUCUCCCUCUCUCGGGCUUGGAAGAGGCUUGUGGCUGGUGAAGGCGUAGCCUGGCGAAGGCACAAGCUGACUGAUCGUCAGAUUUUUGUGUUUCUUAUUUUCAUUCUACAGAAGGCGGCUGCCUUUUUGAGUUUCAGACGUGCAACCUUCUUUGCGUGCGGAUGGAUUCUGGACUACCAAUUUGCUACCAUCUGCCUUCCUCUCUCAAAAGAGAAUAUUUUCUCCCGUUUUUAAACCUUAAAUUGUAGCCUGGCCUCUUGCGGGUGUUCCUGUCAUUUUGGUCAUUGCACAAGCUCAAAAGUGAUCCCAUCUGGCCCUAAAGGAAAUUAUGAGCUCCCCACCUCACCUGAGGGCGCCCUGGACUUGUCACUGUUCUCUGCAGAGAAAAAGUUCAGCGUUUUUAAAAAUAAGAUACAUACAUAUCGCCCCAACUUGUAAACCUGCCCUCUGAUAGGAAUAAAGUGUUUGAAUUGUGCCGUCA
Messenger RNA from Rhineura floridana, 2478 nucleotides. RefSeq names its product coiled-coil domain containing 124 (gene CCDC124). The transcript is spliced from 5 exons. Gene Ontology annotation, cellular component: nucleus. Gene Ontology annotation, biological process: transcription by RNA polymerase II. Gene Ontology annotation, molecular function: transcription coactivator activity. NCBI's taxonomy places the organism in Eukaryota, Metazoa, Chordata, Lepidosauria, Squamata, Rhineuridae. The record is from RefSeq and is a predicted model, not a curated record. Bases 295 to 957 code for a protein of 220 amino acids.